Cordyceps militaris CM01 is the source of this 2244-nucleotide messenger RNA. RefSeq lists its product as uncharacterized. The transcript has 3 exons. Gene Ontology annotation, molecular function: actin binding. NCBI's taxonomy places the organism in Eukaryota, Fungi, Ascomycota, Sordariomycetes, Hypocreales, Cordycipitaceae. The coding region runs from base 1 to 2244 and encodes 747 amino acids. The record is from RefSeq and is a predicted model, not a curated record. Gene Ontology annotation, biological process: actin cytoskeleton organization.
AUGGCUGCGAUGAUUCAGACAUAUCCUCAGCAAACUUCAACAGCCACCAUGCUGCAGUCGCGUCCUGCCUCUGCCGCUGCGAUGCUACCUGUCAAUCAAAACCGUCAGGGCAACCAGUAUGGUCACACAUCCCGAGCCUCCUCGUAUGGCAGUGUUCCUACCGGUUACCGAGGCGGCUCCGGUCCCGGCCAACCCCGAAGCUUCAAUCAGCUGAAUCAUAAUCUGCAAUGGCAGCAGUAUGCUGCGUACCGCGCCAACUCAUCAUCUGCAGUUCCUACGACAAGCACAUACGAUCCGACAGGCCAGUACCGAGGUCCUGCGAACAAUGGAUCGGCUUACAACUUCAAUUUCACGACACCAAACGUCACCCGCGACGAUUCCGCUAUAUCACGAAGCUUCACUGGUCAACAGCCGGUCUGCUACAAUCCCGCGGCCAACGGCAAAACUGCCCCGGACAGGUAUCGCAGAGCAACCCCCCAGCCUCUUCAGCACAACCGCUCCCAGAGUACCAACCUACCUGUCUCCAGUGGCAUGUAUCAGCUUCAAGACGGGUCAUUGUCAGUACCCAACUUGUCGAAUGGCAUGAACGCUGGUAGCCCGAAUUCGGUCGAGGAGCUGUACAACCGCGCCGCCCAGGACGAGGCCAUGAGAUCGCGCCGCCGCAGCAUCCAUUCAUUAGAUACUCAAGGAUCUCUUCCUCCAAUCAUACGACCAUCCUCCGCCGCUCGACCCUCAUCUGCAGGCCGACCAUCGUCAGCCGGACGACGUGCAGACCAAAACAUCAAUUCGGCCACGCUCGCACCCGCUGGUGUCAUGCACACGCGCAAGGGAAGUUCGGAUAGUGUCUCAUCCAACCGUAGCGCUAGCUCGCGCCCGUCAUCUGCUAACCGGACCACGCCUCCCCCCACUGGCAACCUCUCUUUCCCUGCAGACAAUGCCUCCAAGACUGAGCAGUCUAAGCAACUCAAUGUUCCUCCCCGCGUAGCCUCUGGCGACGGCGUUAAGCGCACACACAGCCCCUCGCCGUUAUCCAAGCCCGCAACCAUGCCUGCCGAGGCCGCCGAGCCUCGUCCUGCCACCACUUCUGGCUCACCCGGUCUCAAGCUGGACAGCCCGGCAGCGAAGCAUCUUGCGGCUAUCAACCAAAAAGGCACCAAGGCCAAGAGCAAGACGUCAAGACUUCGCCGUGCAUUUUCGUUUGGCAGCGCUGCCGAGCUUCGCAGGGUUGUCGAAGAGGAGCCCCUUGUCACCCCCGCAUCGCCAACAAAGCUUCAUAAGGAUCCCUCACCCGAGCAAGCCUACGAUGCCGAGCAGGCUCGCAUUGCAGAGGCCCAGGAGGCUAGCGGACUUGGAAACAGCAUAUACGGCUCCCGCUUCUUCGGAUCUACCGACAAUCUAUCCAUAUCUUCCACCGCCUCAUCGGCUUCCAUUAUGAUUCGCAAGAUGGGCCGUGGCAUGAAGAAGAGUACCCGAUCCCUAGUAGGCCUGUUUCGUCCCAAGUCCGUUAUUGGCGUACCGGCGGCUGAGGCAGCCAUUCCCGAGAUUAGCGAGGCAACCGUCUCCAUGAUCACGGUGGAAGCCGAGACGCAGCGUGUCAAUGUCACGGCGGACCCUGUGGCUACCAACGGCACCACUGGCUUCCCUCACCUCGAGCGAAACUCUAUUGACGCUGCCCACGUCCCGGAAAUGAUAUCCGAGCAGGUGGUCAACCCUGUUCAUGAGCAGUCCGGACCAAGACGCAGCAUUGUUGGUGGUGACAAGGAGCGUGCUGAAGUGUUGGCUGCCGUGCGUAAGGGCAUUCUCAAGCGACCCGGCUCUUCCAGCCCAUCGACGAGACCAAAUGAGUUAGCGUCCCCGGAACUCAUCCUCCCAAGUGUUCCUGCUAUCAGUGACUCGCCAAUUUCUAGCGCACCAAGCACACCCAAUGACGAGGGCCAGGGCCAUAGAAGGACUGGGUCUAUUGCUCUUGGCAAUGAGGAUUACUUCAUGAAUGCCCUUCGCAUGCGUGCUGAUAGCAAGAGUGCCCCGGGAACACCCUCUGGCAGCAAGAGAAACGCGACAUUUUCUCCGCGCAUCAUCUUUCACGACACCUGGCCUCCUCAGGAGUAUGACCGCCGAGGCGAGAUUGCUACGUGCAACCGUCUCACUCCUAUGCUGGCUCAGCAGAUUAAAGAAGAACUCAACAGCUUCAAAAUGGAGAUGGAAGUGCACGAAAACUCCAAGAUUUACACACAUUUCUUCUGA